Paramisgurnus dabryanus is the source of this 2054-nucleotide messenger RNA. The record is from RefSeq and is a predicted model, not a curated record. NCBI's taxonomy places the organism in Eukaryota, Metazoa, Chordata, Actinopteri, Cypriniformes, Cobitidae.
UAAAAUUCAAACGGAUAAUUGUAAGGAUGAAAUCUUUACAUGUCGACUCAAGGAUUUACAGCAACUUUAUAAAUACAGUUAUAGCAUGAGAAGUGUCACAGUAAAGACAAGCAUAGAAGAUUUUCAAUGUAAAGAUAACAAACUUGGAUUUGGAAAAACAAAUAACAAGACUGAAGGACCCUGUGACAUUGGAAGUGAGGGCAGCAUAACAUAUAUAUGUGAUUCCAAACAAUGGAAACCAAUACAGAACAACUGUGUACUCAAAGUGAUCAAAGAUCUUGAGAGCAAAGCGCAGGUCUUGGUUGUAGGUGACAUCCCAGAAUUCAUGGCAAACCUCAGUAACGCUGCGGAGCAGAAUAAUGCUAAUAUAACACAGUCUGCUGCAACUGUCCAAUCAAUUGUUGACAUACUUUUCAAAAUUGCUGAUUUGUCAAAAAGCAUUACCAUCAAUAAACCUGUAAUGGAGAGUUUCCUAAAAACAGUGGACAUCAUUGUGUCAGAUAAUUCCAGCAAUACUUGGAAAGAUUUGAACAAUAACACCAUGUCAGGAAACACCAGCAGCAUUAAACUUCUGCAAGCUAUUGAGAAUAUAAGUGAUCGACUGUCAGCUGUGAAUUUUACAUUAACUCAAUCCUCCAUUCAGUUGAAUAGAAUUCAAAUUCAGAACUCAUUCAAUGCAAUUUCACAACUGCCCAACUCAACUACACAGAUUGUGAUACCGAACGUUCCUGAAUCAACCUACAUAACUCUUAUUAUCUUCACAAAACUUGACAACGUUUUACUAACUCGUAAUACUUCUAAUAAUGACAGCAAGACAUCAGAAAACAGCAUCAAUGGAGACGUGGUUGUUGUUAAGGUUGAUAAAACGAUUAACAACAUUUCAUUUGCUUUCGACAUCACGAAUACAUCAUUAAAAAAUCCUCAGUGUGUCUUUUGGAACUUUUCUCUGGAUCAAUGGGAUUCCAAUGGAUGUAAGGUCAAGUUCUCAGGGAAUGAAACAGUUGCAUGUGAAUGCGACCACACAACCUCUUUUUCAAUCCUGAUGUCACCAUUUGCAAUUGAUAACCCAGCCUUAGCCUAUAUAACAUAUAUUGGUGUAGCUAUUUCAAUAGCCAGCUUGAUUCUGUGCCUCAUCAUUGAGGCGAUCGUAUGGAAGUCAGUACGAAGAAAUGACACGUCGUACAUGCGUCACGUCUCAAUAGUCAACAUUGCUGUGUCACUGCUGAUCGCAAACAUCUGUUUUAUCAUCGGCGCUGCAAUUGCAGACCAAGAGCAGCAAACAUCAGUGGGUCGCUGCAGUCCAGUGGUUUUCUUCAUGCAUUUUUUUUACCUGGCUGUUUUUUUCUGGAUGUUUAUUUCAGCACUUUUGCUCCUCUACCUAACUGUCAUGGUCUUUUCUCUGAUGACAAGGGCUAAAAUGAUGGUCAUUGCGUUCACUGUUGGUUAUUGUGCACCUUUGCUCAUAGCCGCUAUUACUGUCGCAUCCACAGCUGGACCUCAACACUAUGUGUCAAAAGAAAAUGCAUGUUGGCUGAACUGGUUUGAAUCUAAGGCCCUGCUGGCAUUUGUGAUUCCAGCUCUGACCAUUGUUGCCUUUAACCUGGUAGUUUUGAUUAUGGUUGUGUGUAAGAUAUUAAAGAGAGGAGUUGGUGCCCAAUCAGAUGAAAGUAAUACUCUUGUAGUCAUUGCCCGAUGUGUGACGAUUCUGGCUCCAAUCUUUGGUCUAACAUGGGGAUUUGGCAUUGGAACCAUGGUGUCACGUAAUUUUGGCAUUCAUGUGGUGUUUGCAAUCCUCAAUUCACUGCAGGGAUUCUUUGUUUUAGUGUUUGGAACGCUAACAGAUAAGAAAGUCACUGAGUCACUGGCAGGAAACUUGUCAUUAAUGAACCUCACUUCCACUCGUACCAGGAGCACCAGUGCGGGAACACCUUCAAACAGACUGGGCUUCUUGCAGAGGAAGCAGAGGAGAAAUGUGUUCAACACGUCUGAUCCCAGCGCAGCUACAUCCUCAAACCACUUCAGUGCCUCAGAUACAUAAACUUCUUUGGGGAAAA